Messenger RNA from Prorocentrum cordatum, 650 nucleotides. NCBI's taxonomy places the organism in Eukaryota, Dinophyceae, Prorocentrales, Prorocentraceae. The record is from the annotation of a GenBank genome assembly.
AUGCCGCGGCUUGCGCUGCUCGCCCUAGCCGCCCUCGGCGCCCGCGCGAUGAUCGCCCGCCCGUCGGUGAAGGGCAACAACUUCGGGGGGGUCCAGGCGUCGGGCCUGAAUCAAAGCCAGGUGUCCGCCAAGGCGCAGGCGUGGAUCAAGAGCAAGGUCGCGUGGAUCCCCAUCAACACCAAGCCCCAGUUUCUGGGCGACACGACGCAGCAGACCGUGAUCGUGACCCAUGCCGGCAAGAACCACCAGGAGUACAUCGACAUGACCAUCAUGCUGGGCAGGGCCCUCGAGAAUCACGCGCCAGACGUUCCCAAGGUGGCCAUGAUCAUCGCGGGCAUGCGGCUGGAGUACCAGGUGCUGCUCCGCCAGGCUGGUUGGCACGUGCUGAAGGUCGACGACGUGGACCCGUGUAGCGACGGUAUCCAGCACUGCGACGACCGCUUUCAGUACCGCUGGAAGGACAGCUUCGAGAAGCUGAACAUCUUCCGCCUGCCCUUCGGGCGCGUCCUCUUCCUGGACGCGGACACCUACGUGUUCAACGAUGGGAUCAACUUACUGCUGAACUCCACGGUCGUCCCCGAUGGGCACGUCGCUAUGGCCCCCGACGGGUGCAAGACGAACCAGAGGACCGGCGAAACCGAGUACAACAG